GCUCGCCAUCCGCCACCAUCCGUCGCCAUCCGGCCCCAUCGGUCGCCAUCCGCGGCUCCCACGAUGCCCAUCCUCCUCCUCCUGGCCCUGGCCGUCGCCUCAACCCUGGGGGAGCCGCUGCGCUUCAAAGAUUGCGGCUCCACCGUGGGCACGGUGAUGGAGGUGAACGUGAGUCCUUGCCCCACGCAGCCCUGCCAGCUCCACAAAGGGGAGUCCUACAGCGUCAACGUCACCUUCACCAGCGACACCCAGUCUCAGAACAGCACGGCGGUGGUCCACGGCCUGGUGUUUGGCGUCCUGGUGCCCUUCCCCAUCCCCGAGCCCGACGGCUGCAGGAGCGGCAUCCGCUGCCCCAUCGAGAGGAGCAAAACCUACAGCUACCUCAACAAGCUGCCCGUCAAGACCGAAUAUCCCAGUAUCAAGCUGGUUGUGCAGUGGGAACUGGAGGAUGACAAGGGCGGCCGUCUCUUCUGCUGGCAAAUCCCCGUGCAGAUCACCAGCUAAGGGGCCGCUCGGCGGCGGGAUGCCGGGGCUGGGGGAGACGCCAGCCCGGUGCCAAAGGGAGACGGAGGCCAUCGCCACGCUGGCCACUUUCCGCCGGCCCCCCGCAUCCAGUCGCCCGGCGGAGCCACCGUCGGGAAGCGCGGGCUUGGAGGCGGGCAGGCGGAUCCUCCCCAUUCCGGGUGGAUUUCCCCACUUCCCCGCGUCGGGAGAGGAAAUCCUCCCCCCCCUUCCCAAGUGCCUGGCGAUGAAUUUUGGUUGAGCUUCCCGGCGUCCCCCCCAGCAAUAACCCGCUCCUCGUUAAACGCCGCUCUCCGGGGAUGCGCUUACCGCCGACACGGCCAUCGGCUUUGCGGAGGCCGGCUCUUUUUUUUUCUACUAAUCGGGAAAUUCUUUCAAUAAAGUCGGAGAAAUCCUC
Molecule: messenger RNA, 919 nt
Organism: Tachyglossus aculeatus (Australian echidna)
Lineage: Eukaryota; Metazoa; Chordata; Mammalia; Monotremata; Tachyglossidae
Gene: NPC2
Product: NPC intracellular cholesterol transporter 2
Exons: 4
Coding region: 64-504 (146 amino acids)
Biological process (GO): cholesterol efflux; intracellular cholesterol transport
Molecular function (GO): cholesterol binding
Source: RefSeq, a predicted model, not a curated record